Dentiscutata erythropus is the source of this 1836-nucleotide messenger RNA. Lineage: Eukaryota; Fungi; Glomeromycota; Glomeromycetes; Diversisporales; Gigasporaceae. The record is from the annotation of a GenBank genome assembly.
AUGGAGGAGUUGGACGUUUCAACAGUUUCUAAGUUGAAAACGUUAGGAGGUGAUGAAUCAGAUGAAGAAUCUGAUUUCCUUCCGUCUUUUACAAAACCCACACUUCCUUCAAUAUCGACGCUGGACGUAAUGAAUGAAUCAGCUGAUCUAUUGGAGGAUAAGGAGUGGUUAAUUCGAAAUAAGCGUAGAUCAUCGACCGUUUCUUCACUUCGAGAUCAAUCAGAACGUUUUAAUGAUCAAACUCUAGGAAGCAGAAGGGGGAGCUUCAAACUAAAUAAUGAUGAUAGGAUUAUCAAAAUGUGCGCUAUGGCUUGUGCAUGUACCUUUGGCAUAGGGAGCCAUUUUUUCGCUCAUAUUAUCGGUCCUAUGAAAGGAAUAUUAAUGGAGAAACUUAAUCUUACAAACACUCAAUUUUCACUAUUAGUUGCAUCAUUUACUUUAUGUAAUAGUGUGAUUCCAAUAGUUUCGGGAUUUCUUGUAGCUAAAUUUGGCACAACUCGAAGUUCUCUUGUUGUAACAUCCAUAAUUUUGAUUGGGACGAUUAUUGUAACAGCCGCGUGUUGGACUGGUAAAGUUGGAUUAAUGAUUUUUGGGUUUACAAUAUUUGGCAUGGGAUUGGCGCCUUUGACCAUCGUCCAAGAAACGAUAAUCGUUCAGUUUUUUCAUGGGAGCGGCUUGGGAUUUGCUUUAGCUGCUGGUAUGACUUUGGGAAGAUUAGCAUCCUUUCUCGCAACAAUAUUAGCUGUGCCAUUGUCUAUGGUGCCAUCUUUUGAAUAUCGUAUGCCUUUCCUUGUAGCUACAUUUACAUGUUUUUUAUCUUGGGUAAUGAACAUUGUAUAUAUAUGUCUUCUAAGGCACGCUAAGAAUAGAAAUAGCCGCACAAAAGAAGGGGCCGCAUUAUAUCAAGUAGUUGAAAAUAAAACGGUCCAUUGGAAUGCUAUAUUUACGCUUUCCGAUAUCUUUUGGUGGUUGUUAGUUGUAGGUUUAUUAUUCGGAUCUUGCAUGACACCAUUUCUCCAUUUAUCCAGUAAUAUAAUAAAACAUCGAUAUGAUACAACGGACUUAUUGGCUUCAUGGGAUGCGUCGAUAAUCAUGUUAAUGCCAGUGAUAGUUUAUCCAUUCUUGGGAUUAUUUUUAGAUAAAUAUGGACACCGCCUGAUGAUUUUAAUUUUUGGCUCGUUGGCGUUCUUGUUUACUUAUUUACUAUUGUUGGCACCUCCAAGUAUUGUUCAUCCGCUAUCACCGAUUUUCCUCUUUGCGAUUGCCUACUCUGUAGUCCCACUUACUACUAUUACACUUAUUCCGCUACUUACAAAACAUGUGUCCACUGGUCUUGGGCUCUUUAAAAGCGUAGACAAUAUUGGUGCUACAUUAUGCCAAACAAUAGCCGGCUUGUUGCUUGAUGCUCACGUAAAGAAAAAACAGUAUAUAAUAGAUGGAAAUGGUGUUGAAUUGGGUCAUGAAGAUGACGAUUUGGUUGCGUUAAAGAUGUUUGCAGUUUUAAGUUUAUUAUCUGUUGUGAGCUGUUGUAUAUUUUGGUGGGCGGACAAAAAGUAUAGAGGAGGGAGUCUCGAUUCAAUAAAUAGUGGUACUACUCACGAUCUCCACGAAAAUUACGGACAAUUACGCGAAACUGAAGAGAUAAACAGUGAAGGACGAAUACUCUCAAUGAGCAUGGUUGAUGAAACAGCUCUUUCAAAAACAGCAAUAUCAAAUAAGAAGAAAAGAAGUAUAAUAUAUAUGUGGAUAAUGGGCUUGAUGCUUGCUAUAUGCUGGAUUGUUUUUGGAGUGGUUGCUUAUGAGAAGGCUGGGGUACACGCCAAUGCUAGUGAGUAA